This is a messenger RNA of Thamnophis sirtalis, 2286 nucleotides long. NCBI's taxonomy places the organism in Eukaryota, Metazoa, Chordata, Lepidosauria, Squamata, Natricidae. The record is from RefSeq and is a predicted model, not a curated record.
CUGGAAGCUUUCAGAUUCGGGUUUUCCCAGAUGUGCCAAUAUGACAUCUAAUAAAAUGGAACUUUGAGGAAAUACAAACCUUGAACUCUUCUUCUGUUAGGGGUGUUACUUGGAACCCUGACAUGUGGUUUCUUCCUAUAACAUAUAUUUAGUAUUUACAUAGUAGUUCUAUAUUUAGUCUCUUUGCUCAUAGUGGUUCCUCUCUCUUCCUUUCCAGGGACUGGUUCCAGGGUCAUGGCAUGCCUGGGAAACUCAGGGCCAUCCAAACAGUGAGCUGUCUCCUGCAAGGCCCUUCAGAGGCUGGAAACCAGGUGCUGGAACUGAAUGGCAUCAUGGAAAACAUUCUGGCAUUGUGUGCCUCAUCUCAGGUGGCUCACCAGCUUGUGGCUGUGGAGGCCCUGAUCCACGCAGCUGAUAAGGCCAAACGUGCCUCCUUCAUCACCGCAAAUGGUGUGACACUGCUCAAGGAGAUUUACAAGCACAGUGAGCGUGACAGCAUUCGCAUCCGGGCCCUGGUUGGCCUUUGUAAAUUGGGCUCGGCAGGGGGCACAGAUUUCAGCAUGAAACAGUUUGCCGAAGGCUCCACCAUGAAACUGGCCAAGCAGUGCUGCAAAUGGUUGUGCAAUGAGACCCUUGAUGCUGGCACCCGCCACUGGGCAGCAGAAGGUUUGGCAUUCCUUACCUUGGACGCAGAUGUCAAGGAAGAACUUCUGGAUGACAAGGCAGCUCUCCAGGCUCUGUUCCAGCUGGCACAGUCAGAGAAUCGGAACUGCUUAUUUGCAGUGGCCUCUACACUGGUCAACUGUACCAACAGCUAUGACUUUGAGGAACCUGACCCACAGAUGGUGGAGCUUGCUAAAUAUGCCAAGCAGCAUAUCCCUGAGAAGCACCCCAAGGAUAAGCCAGAGUUCGUCCAUAAGCGUGUGCAGAAGCUCUUGGCCGCAGGUGUGGUUUCGGCUCUUGUUUGCAUGAUCAAGAACGAGAGUCCUUCUUUAAGCCCUGCCUGCCGGGAGCUGAUUUCCAGGGUUUUCCAGGCCAUAGUGGAUAACCCAGAGAACCGUGGAGCUGUGGUAGCUGCUGGAGGGGGGAAGGCGCUCAUCCCUCUGGCUCUGGAGGGGACUGAAGUGGGGCAGAGCAAGGCCGCCCAGGCUCUGGCCAAGAUUGCCAUUACUACAGCUCCGGAGAUGGCCUUUCCUGGAGAACGGGUCUAUGAGGUAGUCAGACCCCUGGUGAGCCUCCUGCAUUUGACUCGUUCCGGUCUGCAGAAUUUUGAGGGGUUGAUGGCACUCACCAACCUGGCUGGGACCAGUGAGAGGCUAAGGCAGAAGAUUGUGAAGGAAAAGGCCAUGCCCAUAAUCGAAGGCUACAUGUUUGAGGAGCACGAGAUGAUUCGACUGGCAGCCACGGAGUGCAUGUGCAACCUGGCCUUGAGCCCCCAGGUGGCGGAGCUGUUUCUGGCCGAAGGCAGUGAUCGGCUCAAAUUGUUGGUUUUGUACAGUGGGGAAGAAGAUGAGAGGCUUCGUCGGGCAGCUUCUGGGACGCUGGCGGUCUUGACCUCGCUGCUGCCACAGAUCUGUGUCCGGAUUUCCCAAGUGGUGCCAGCCAUCUCUACACCUGGGGCUGCUGUAGAUCUACCACAUGUCUUUACAUCACAAUACCUUCAGCUGCACAGAAAAUGGAUUAGAAACCUGAUCAAGGACAUAAUUUUAUUGUGUCUCACACUUCUUGCCCUGCCCUCAGAUGCUGUGGGGAGUAGGAUGAUCCCCUCUUGGAACACUACUAUCCUCUUACCCCUAGUCCUUUUCACUAGACUAAACAUACCCACUUCCUGCAACUGUUCUUCAUGUUUUAACCUCCAGCCCUCUAAUCGUCUCCGUUGCUCUUCUCAAUUGUACAUUGAAAUGUGUCCCUGUGUAGGGAUGAUUGUAUGCUUCUGGUGGAACCUGGUGCUGAGUUGCAAGAGGGUGGGGGCCUUUCCCAAAAAGCUCAGGCAGAUCAGCCUUAAAUCACUGGUGUGCAGGGAUCCUCCCCUAAAUCUUUCCAAGGGGCUUUAGUCUGGUAAGAUUUUCUUUAUGGGUGAAAAGCAAUAGUAACUACCCUGAGCAAACCAGGUUCUUGGUACCUUGCACCUGAUAACACUGUUGGGAGGCAUUUGUAUCCUAGAGAUGCCAUCCAACCUCCCCGGUUUUUUAAAACUACAUUUGUUUAGAAAAAAGCUUCUAACUGGGAUAUGUAGCAAAUAAUAAAGCCACCACCCCACUUUCUGGGUUAGUCCUGGACCCGAGG